AUGAGCAAGCAAAAAGGUCUGAAAUUGAUGUGGCGAUACACAAAAGGUUAGUUCUUCUAUUUUUAUGUUAAAUUGAGUCAACGUAUCCAGGAGCAGCGGCAUUUUACUGCGUAGCACAUUGCAUCAGUCGGUAUGUCGGUGAGCUGGUGAUUUGCAGCGGUCCUUCGAUGUAUCCUACUAUUCACGAUGGAGAUUUAGUACUUGCCGAGAGAUUCAGUGAGUUUUCCUUCCGAAACAUACUAAAAUUGCAAAAAAUUCAUACAUUUUUCCUCUGAAAGUUUCAGGUAUCGCUCAAAAAAACGUACAAGUCGGAGACAUUGUCGGAUGUCUGAAUCCGCAGAAGCCACAGGAGUUGCUCUGUAAACGGAUAAGAGCAAAAGUAAGUCAAUAAUCACAAACUUCAUUUGAAAAUCAAAUAAUUUCCUAGGAGGGAGAGCCUGUAACCUGCGAACUUCUACCUUCCGGACGGGUUCCUGUUGGUCAUGUCUUUCUUCAAGGCGACAAUAACGCCGUUUCCACGGAUUCUCGUCAUUUCGGCCCCGUUCCAGAGGGCCUCGUCCAAAUCCGUCUCUCCCUUCGAAUAUGGCCACCUGAAAGAGCCGGAUGGAUCUCCGAUCACUGGUUCUGGGACCGAAAGGAUGAAAACGAAGUGAAAUAG
Messenger RNA from Caenorhabditis sp. 36 PRJEB53466, 658 nucleotides. The record is from the annotation of a GenBank genome assembly. Lineage: Eukaryota; Metazoa; Nematoda; Chromadorea; Rhabditida; Rhabditidae.